Molecule: messenger RNA, 6054 nt
Organism: Leishmania major strain Friedlin
Lineage: Eukaryota; Euglenozoa; Kinetoplastea; Trypanosomatida; Trypanosomatidae
Exons: 1
Coding region: 1-6054 (2017 amino acids)
Molecular function (GO): protein binding
Source: RefSeq, a predicted model, not a curated record
AUGUCGGAUGGUAGUGCCCUCUGGUCCGUUUCUGGGCGUUGUCCGUCGGUGCAAUCGUUCCAGAGCCGUGCCACGAGCCACUCGACGACCAAGGCGAGGGGCCGCACCGGUUCCUUGUCUUCACAGCCCGCUGCUGCCUUCUCAUCGCCGAGGUCGUCGAGCUUCUCUCAUCUCCGCCCGCUGCCGUCGAGCAAGGAUGCGGAUUACCUCAACUUAGCUCAUCAGCGCAGUUUUAUUGGACGCUUCCGCUGUGCGACACCAGUGGUGAUACGCACGCCAGCUGCGGCUACGUCGCAUGAACGUCUCGCACCGUCCACUAUCGACGGUUCCACGCCGUCGCACAUGUACAACGGUAAAAGACAUGAGGAGACGGCAGCGGCAUCGGUGUGCGUCGCCGCCGCCGCCGGUGCGACCGCUGAGGGCGGCCGCACGAGUCCCUCCGCCGCUCCUGACGAGCGCGCGCAAGGUGCCGAGGCCGAGGCGCAGCAUGCCGUUGAUGUGCCCCCUCUUCACGCCGUGGCAGCUGACCAUCCUUCCUCGCUCGCUGCACCGGGUAGGUAUCCGCGGCAAUUGGGGCGCCGCGUGCCUGACUCCGGGGCGUCGAUGGCCAGCAGUGGGGCGGCGGGGCGCGGCGCUGGUCGGGGCCGGUCUUCGUCGGUCCUCAACGGAGCGCGCCCGCGCGGUCUUGUGCCUUCUUCAUCUGCUUCUGCUCUCGUGAGCUGGACAGGGGCGACGGCGUCUGCCGGCUUGCAGCGCAGACCUUUCGCUGCCCGCUGUGGCCGGCUCGCUGCGAACAUGGAGCCGCUGGUGAAAUCGGGUUUGCACACGUCUCUGUGGUUGGCUCAGCAGGAUGGCGGACUGGAGGUGCGUAGCAUGGCGAACCCCAAUCAAGUGCUGGCGAAUCUUCCGCGCCGCGACCCUCGAACCGUCAUCACCUCCCUGACGGAAGUCUGCGGCAGCCGCGUCGUCGCCGGAUGCACGGACGGCAUGCUGUGCGUCUACGAUGCCGUCACGAUGAAGCUAACGGCGGAGCAUCGCGCACAUACGGCUGCCGUGACGUGUCUGCUCUACGUCCAAGGCGCCCCGCGCCUCUCCCUGCACACCGGUGCCGGCACGGAGCCGCACGCCAACCAUGGGUCGGCCCCCACGCAGUCGCUCCUGCUCACAGGCUCGCUCGACCGCUCCAUCGCGGUGUGGGAAGCCGCGAGCAUGUCUUACCUGCGCAAGCUGAAGGGCAAUCUGCGCAGCAUCGGCGCGCUUGCGGCGACCGCGACUGGCGGGUACGCUUUCAGCGGCUCUGACGACGGGACGCUGCGCAUGUGGGACGCGGUGCAAGGCGACGAGCUCACUAUUACAAAGGAGGAGCGAGCGAAUGCCGUUCAGAGAGUGAGUGAGAUGGACUUGGCUGCAGCGGCGCCUCUGCCGCAGCCGUUGGUGGUGGGUUCGACCGCUGUCCCUGCUGCGGCGCGGCAGUCGAGCAGCUCGGUGUCUUUCCAUGGGUUCCACAGAGGGGAGACAGAGGCAGCGGCGGGUCGAGAAGUGCGCGCCGGCAAGUCCGCAGUGCCCGCGCCUCGCGUCUUCCAGCGUCCGUUGCUGACGUCGGUGUCGGCUAGUACCAGCGGAUUUGCGGCUGUCAGCCCACCUCGCCGUUCCACACCCCUAGCCGUCGCAAACGGUCGCCAUCACCGCUUCCGGGAGGGUAACAGCGCGAUGGAGCAGAGCUCUCUAGGCAGACGCGCCGGUGCUCAGAGAGCGCCGGUUGUCAUGCGUGGCGCCUGUCUCCUGACUGAAGCCGCCAAGGGUGGCGGUCGUGCGUCAUCGCUGUCGGCGUCUUCGUUGAUGCUCUUGGCGGAGGUCGGGGCUUUUGAACCGACGGAGACGGGCACGACGUUGAGUGCGUUUCGUGAGGGCAGUGCGCUGGUGGGCCCCGAGGGCGGCAUGUCACCGCUCCGCGGCAACUGGGAGCAGGAGGCCGAGCUGGAGGACAACGACGACAAGAGGGCGGCGAUAGGCUCCGCUGCUGUGGCGGACGGUCGCUACCGAGAUGCUGACAGGAGAUCCUUUGCGACGUUACGCACACCGCGCAGUCUCAAGCGCGGCAUAAAGAAGCGGGCGAAGAGCCUCCAAGCCAAGCGGGAUGCCGGUAUCGCCUCGGCCAGCAGCGGAAGGGCGGCGACAAAGACGAAAGCGAAGAGCACAUCCGCCGCCCCGGCCGCCGGCACGUGGGCGAAGCGCAAGAAAGGGGCACCGAAAGGGGCCACGAAGAAUGCGACGCUGGCAGCCGAGUCGACACCGGUGCGCACGCGGUGGCUCGCGAGCUCGUUGGAGCAGCGACUGGAAUCGUGGCUGCGUCUGUACCAGCAGCGCGUGCUGCUCUCGGCGGCAUCUAUGCAGCUUACGCAGCGCAUCUCUGCCGGGUACGACGCGGUCACCGCGUUCAACUGGCCCAUCGAGUGCGCGCACACUGAAUGCGUGACAGCGCUCGCGGUGGUAGAGGACCGCCUGCUCGUGAGCGCCUCGCGCGACGCCACAGCGAAGGUGUUUGCCCUGCCUUCUGGCCAGUACGUCCGUGCAUUGGGUUCGUCGCGCCGCAUGCCGCUCUCGAACGUGCUGUAUGACGCCAGCGUUGGCCGCCUCUACACCGCUUUCUUAGACGGCGGUCUUGCUGUAUACGACACCUGCAGCGCGGAGUUGCCGUUGCUCUCCCAGAUGCAGUCACCGUACACGAUUCUCUCUUCCACUUUUGUUCAGCUUCGCAUGACGCCGAUGCGGCGUUUCGUGUGGAUGGCCGUCGUGCGUGGAGAGGAGGCGCCGGGCACGUCUCUGAACGGCAGCGGCGGCCUGUCGUCGGUUGUUCUGGGCGCUGCCCAGUUUGAUAGGACCACCAUGGCGCAUGGCCCCAACCAAACCGCCACAAGCUAUCGCGUGGGCCAGCCGUCGCUGCGUGAGUUGAACGCGGCCGUCUCGCUGCAGCCGCUACAGCAGCAGCGGGUACGCAACCUUGCCCAGCAGGCGACACAGCCAACAAACGACAUGCUGGAGGAGAUGGAGUUGUCCGACAUGCGUCGGUGCGGGCUCGUACUGGAGCGAGAAUACGUGCGCCGGCAGUCGUACGGCGUCUUUGCGCGUUGGCGGCAGUGGGCCCAGCGCCGUGCGCUGCGCUCGCACUCUAAGGCUGCCAUUGCAGCCCGAGCGGAGAGCUGCGCGGUGACGCUGCUCGGUCGCUAUACACAACGGUGGCUGAACUGGACGCGCGGACGGAAGCAGACAUCUGCAAGCAAGGUGUUGCGAGAGGUGCAGUUGCAGUCAAGUGAAGUGGUGCUGCUCGCCGUCUGCAGCGAGGUGCUUGAGGGACGCCUCCGCGUGUGGACGUUGGUGGCCGAUGCCAUGGGGAGGCAACAACAGAUCACUCGGCUCGCCUGUGCGUACAGCCGCUGGCGUGAGUUCCUUCGAGCCCGACAGGCGCGUCUGCGCCAGUGCGUAUCGUUCAACAAACUGCUCUUGUCGAUGAACGCCAGCUCCUACACCCCUGCCAGCUGCACCCUGGCCCAGAUGACGCGGAAAGCGACGCGGGUCGCAUCCCAGUCGACGGCGCUGUGGCUUCUGACAGAGCAGGCGCAAGGCAGUCAGGCGCACGCGCGCCGGCGCCGCUGCUUUGACCUGUGGCGCGCGUGUGCGCGGCAGCGUCGGCGCGUUGCCGCCUCCGCAGCGGUGGGCCGGGAAUGGGCUGUGGUAGAGCCGCUUUCGUCGUCGCUGGCUCAGCCGUGGAAGCUGCGCCGCCGCUACUUUACGCUGUGGCAGAACUUUGCCCUGUAUGUGACGCGCAGCGAGCGACUUGCCAGCGAACGCGACACUCUGGGAGUGGAGUGGGCCACACUGCAGAAGACAUUGGAGAAACCGAUGUCGGUGCGACAGCUUCAGGAGAAGCUGAGUGCUGCGGAGUCCUCCACGGCUGCUGCGGGGGCAGAGGCGAAGCUCCUGGAGGCACGCCUAGAGACUGUGUCGAGUGAGAUGGCCGUACUGCGUACAGAGGCGGCGUUGAACAUGCUCAUCGCCGGCUACCGCAUCCCGAGUGUGGUAGAGGCAGCAACCCCGCUGCUCCCAUCCGCGGCGUCUGCGGUGACGGAAGUGUCGUCCAUGGCCUCGCUGCGCCGAGGCUCGCUCGCGUCGUCGACGUCGACAGCGUUGUCGAACGGCGGCGGUUGCAGUGGUGCGGUGGCCUGCAGCCACACGCCGAGCAUCACAGAUGCCGACUGGACGGAGGAGGAACGCGCGCAGCGGCAAGAGGAGGAUAAAGUGCUGUUUGAAGUGAGUGCCGUGCUGCGCGCCCUCAAGGGCAAAGCCGUGCAGUACGACCGCGAUGAUAAGCUGCUGUCCACCGCGCACACGCUCGCGCUAAAGCUGCCCAUCUACGAGCCUGCCCACCGCGCGCAGGCGAGCUUAGAGUCUAGUGCAGGCCGACACUCUCGCCUCUUGGCCCAGCAACCGCGAACGCCUCGCAUGCUGUCGGCGUGGUCUGUAUCAAACGCCAAGAGUGGCGGGUCGACUGCUGUGCCGGCGCUUUCAUCGUCAUCGCAGCAGCAGCAGCAGCAGCAGCACCGGCCGAAUCGCUCCGCUGCUGGACCCGCCGGCAGCGCCUCACCUUCAUCAACCACCGUUGCGCUGCCCAAGACUUCGGCUACCGCGCGCAGGGUCGCCAGCGCGGCGCAGAUGUGGGCGGCCCAACCGACGGAGGAGACGUACGCCUGCCUAGCGGACGCGUUCACGGUUGUGUACGCCAACCUGAGCGCGCUCUUGCGCGCCACGGCGCUGCAGUGCGGUGCACCGGCGCGGAUGGUCGCUGGCACGACAGGGGCUGCCACAGGAGACAAUUCGACGGCGCAUGUCGGUGCCUCGUGGAUCGCACAGGUGCCGCUUAAGCAGCGCCGUGUCAUGGUUGGCGAGAUACUGAAACUUGUGACGCUGUUCGACAGCUUCACGGCGCACAACGACCUUCCUGUGGAGUGCGCAGGGAGCAUCUCGAAGCGUGGGAGAGCCAACACCCGCGCCAUGCCGCUCUGCAGCUUGUGCAGUCGCGACACCGCCACUGCCUUGCUCGAGAGCGCCUCGGUGCUGCUGGAGCUCGUUGACCCACACCUGUGGCCUCUCCAGAUCAAGCUGAACCACCUGCAAGACGCCUACGCCGCCGCGAUUGCGGAGUUGAACGCCACCGUCUCCUCUGCGGGCUUCAGCGACACUGCCCCGCACAGCAGCGCCGUCAUGAAUCUCAACAGCGCGGGGAGCGGCGAGCAGGGCGCCUCGCCGGCACCGACGCCGCUAGUGAUGCAGCCACCUGCGCUGCGCCUUUCCGAUGAGGUGCUGCAGGAGGCGAGGGCAGCAAUGCUGCAGCAUGACGCGACAACGCUGACCAUCACAAAUCCAUUCGGUCCAGUGUCCGUUGAGCGACGGACGAACCUCUCUGCCUCGAGCGUGCGUAGUGGACUGACGCAGGCGACACCGCUCAGUUCAGCGGACGGCUGCACACCUGCGCGCGUGCACAGCACUGAAGAGCCGCUGAACACGUCGAAGAGUUUGGAGGAGGGGAGGGCCACGCCCACGACGGAGCCGCAGCACCUGCGACACCGCAGCACCUCCCACCACUCAUACCUAGGCGUGCCGACCCCACGCUCCUAUACCCCGCGCGCCGCAACACUGUCGGUGGCGGGGGCAGGGCUGAAUGGAAUGCUGGUGAAGCCGUACCUUGGCUUCCGCGUCAACGCGAACCGCGACACGCAGACGCUGCGGUGCACGACGAUCAGCAUUCGCGAGGUGACGCCGCAGUACGUUAACGCCGAGGGCGAGGACGUUGACGGGCCGGCGCAGGCAGCUGGUCUGCAGGUGGGCGACCAGCUUGUGCGCUUUGCCGGGUACGCUGUGACUGACCUCGCCGCCUUCAACGCGGUGGUGUCACGUCACGUGCGCGCCGGUGCGGAGCUGCCGGUGGUGAUCCUGCGAAGCGGCGAGCAGCUCUUCAAGACGAUCGUGGUGGGGAGCCGCGCCGCUGCUGAUGCCUAG